ACUCGUGAGCGCAUGAAAGCACACAGAACGCUACAGUGUUGUCGUCGGGGAUGACAGAUCACAAUGGCUGUGUUCAAACAGCAGCAGGUCGAGGAUUUCUUUGAGAUUGGAGAGGAACUUGGGAGUGGGCAGUUUGCAAUUGUAAAGCAGUGUCGUGAAAAGAGCUCGGGCCGGGAUUUUGCUGCCAAGUUUAUAAAGAAGCGUCAGAGUAAUGCUAGCCGACGAGGUGUCCUGCGAGAAGAGAUCGAGCGAGAGGUCAACAUCCUACAGCAGAUCCAUCACCCCAAUAUUGUCAUGCUGCACGACGUGUUUGAGAACAAAACAGAUGUGGUGCUGAUUUUGGAGCUGGUGUCUGGAGGAGAGCUUUUCGACUUUCUGGCACAGAAGGAGUCUUUAAGCGAGGAGGAAGCCACACAGUUUAUCAAACAGAUUUUAGAGGGCGUGCACUAUUUGCACUCAAGGAAUAUUGCUCACUUUGACCUGAAGCCUGAAAACAUCAUGCUUCUGGAUAAGAACGCGCCUCUGCCCCGAAUCAAGCUCAUUGAUUUUGGCUUGGCGCACAAGAUUGCUGAAGGGGUUGAAUUUAAAAACAUCUUUGGAACUCCAGAGUUUGUCGCUCCAGAAAUUGUGAAUUAUGAACCACUGGGACUGGAAGCAGAUAUGUGGAGUGUUGGUGUUAUCACAUAUAUUCUGUUAAGCGGUGCGUCUCCUUUCCUAGGAGAAACAAAACAGGACACCCUGGGAAACAUCUCGGCCAUGAACUAUGAGUUUGAUGAUGAAUUCUUUGGCCACACCAGUGAGCUCGCCAAGAAUUUUAUACGACAACUGCUGGAAAAAGACACCAAAAAACGACUCACAAUUCAAGAUGCCUUAAACCAUGCUUGGAUCAAGUCUAACGAGCAUAAGGAAGAUCGUAAUAAAGCCCCAGAGAGGAAGAGAGAGCGCAGGCAGCUGAAGACGAAGCGUCUCAAAGAGUACACCAUCAAGUCCCACUCCAGCAUGCCUCCGAACAACACCUACAUCAACUUCGAGCGCUUCGCACAAGUGGAAGAGGACGUGUCGGCCAUGGAGGGCACAUUCUGCCAGCUGGCAUCAGCCCACGAUUCCCUGCAGGAGGACAUCGAUGCACUUGUGUCCAUCUACAAUGAGAAGGAGAUGUGGUACAAAGAAGAAAGCGAAAGCAUCAGGCAUGAGCUGUCCCAGCUGCGCUAUGAGUUUCGUAAAGUGGAAGCCCAGAGACGCGGCGUUCACGAAGAGAUGAGGAGCGUGGAUGCCAGUGUUAACAGAGUGAGCGAGAAAUAUAAGGAAAGACAGAGCCGUUUCGAUGCUCUACAGAAGGAACUGUGCACUGAGCUGCAGUGGGUUCAGGAGGUGGUGGGUUCCUUUCAGGUCAGCUUCCCAAACUGUAGCUUUAGCAGCGUGUUUAAUACUGAUGUCAAUGAAGCACUGAAAGAGCUGUUGAAUAGAUCCUGUGGAGGAGACCUGCUGACGGGCAACAACCUGGACCAGCAGAGAUGACCACUGUUAUUGGUCACAUGUGUAAGGAAUAAUCAAUAACAAGAUGCAAUUAUUAGAAAAAAAAUGCUCCGCUGAAGUGGUGAUGCGGGCACAGAGUAAAGCAGGUUUUAAAAAUGCAUUAUAUUUGAAAAUUUCAACAGACCACAGUCAA
Messenger RNA from Danio rerio (zebrafish), 1669 nucleotides. It is a transcript of the gene dapk2a, whose product is annotated as death-associated protein kinase 2a. Lineage: Eukaryota; Metazoa; Chordata; Actinopteri; Cypriniformes; Danionidae. The record is from RefSeq and is marked validated. Gene Ontology annotation, molecular function: ATP binding; protein serine kinase activity; transferase activity. Gene Ontology annotation, cellular component: nucleus. Gene Ontology annotation, biological process: apoptotic process; intracellular signal transduction.